AUGUAUUUACUACUGUACAGUAUAUUCCUGCCGUUGGCUUUCGCUGUUGAUAUGCCUCCGAUAUCGCGAGGUCUUGCUCCAGAAGACUCUGAUCUAUUGUCAGUCCCACGAACUGCUGGAGGAGGCUUGAAGCUUCGAGCCAAUGGCGUCCUCCAAAACGAGGUGACCACCAUUGGUAAGGAGAAAUCUGGCUGGUCAACGGANGUAAUUUACGCUGAGUAAACAUAUAAACAAAUUGGCGCUGACACUAACCGUGAGCUCAAACCGGUCACAUAUCGUCCGAUUCCGAAAAAGUACGAGAUACCAUCGCCUGAGCCCGAAACGGAAAUCACAGGAUGCGGAGGCGGCUGCUCUGGUGGGUGCAAUGGUGGUUGUGGAGGCGGUUGCGGAGGUGGCAGAAACGGGUGCGGCGACUACGAUGAUGAGUCCGAGUCGUAUGAAGAGGACGACGAAGAGAAUGGCCAUCGGCGAUCAGGAGAGAGCCGGAUAAACAAGCAGGAUCCACUGGAAGAUAUUGACUUGGAGACCUUGGAAAAACUCGGAAAACUGAGAGUUCCAAGGAAUCGAGGGAGCUAG
Haemonchus placei is the source of this 576-nucleotide messenger RNA. The record is from the annotation of a GenBank genome assembly. Lineage: Eukaryota; Metazoa; Nematoda; Chromadorea; Rhabditida; Trichostrongylidae.